Molecule: messenger RNA, 1864 nt
Organism: Camelus dromedarius (Arabian camel)
Lineage: Eukaryota; Metazoa; Chordata; Mammalia; Artiodactyla; Camelidae
Product: trans-Golgi network integral membrane protein 2
Exons: 16
Coding region: 1-1608 (535 amino acids)
Source: RefSeq, a predicted model, not a curated record
AUGGGUGUUCACGGGUCCCUGCCUCUGGAAGGGGCGCCCGAGCCAGAAACCGAACGGGAAGACACCCGUCCUGAGGCGAACGUAGCUGACGAAGGUGCUCCGGAGGAGCCGACCGAGGACGAGACAUUGACGUCUGCGCUCGCAGCAGACCAGCCUGACGUGUCCGGUGACACAUGGCCCUUAAGCUCGGGACAAGAGGAAGACGUGGAGUCCCCUGACGAGGAGGAAGGGGCGCCCGAGCCAGAAACCGAACGGGAAGACACCCGUCCUGAGGCGAACGUAGCUGACGAAGGUGCUCCGGAGGAGCCGACCGAGGACGAGACAUUGACGUCUGCGCUCGCAGCAGACCAGCCUGACGUGUCCGGUGACACAUGGCCCUUAAGCUCGGGACAAGAGGAAGACGUGGAGUCCCCUGACGAGGAGGAAGGGGCGCCCGAGCCAGAAACCGAACGGGAAGACACCCGUCCUGAGGCGAACGUAGCUGACGAAGGUGCUCCGGAGGAGCCGACCGAGGACGAGACAUUGACGUCUGCGCUCGCAGCAGACCAGCCUGACGUGUCCGGUGACACAUGGCCCUUAAGCUCGGGACAAGAGGAAGACGUGGAGUCCCCUGACGAGGAGGAAGGGGCGCCCGAGCCAGAAACCGAACGGGAAGACACCCGUCCUGAGGCGAACGUAGCUGACGAAGGUGCUCCGGAGGAGCCGACCGAGGACGAGACAUUGACGUCUGCGCUCGCAGCAGACCAGCCUGACGUGUCCGGUGACACAUGGCCCUUAAGCUCGGGACAAGAGGAAGACGUGGAGUCCCCUGACGAGGAGGAAGGGGCGCCCGAGCCAGAAACCGAACGGGAAGACACCCGUCCUGAGGCGAACGUAGCUGACGAAGGUGCUCCGGAGGAGCCGACCGAGGACGAGACAUUGACGUCUGCGCUCGCAGCAGACCAGCCUGACGUGUCCGGUGACACAUGGCCCUUAAGCUCGGGACAAGAGGAAGACGUGGAGUCCCCUGACGAGGAGGAAGGGGCGCCCGAGCCAGAAACCGAACGGGAAGACACCCGUCCUGAGGCGAACGUAGCUGACGAAGGUGCUCCGGAGGAGCCGACCGAGGACGAGACAUUGACGUCUGCGCUCGCAGCAGACCAGCCUGACGUGUCCGGUGACACAUGGCCCUUAAGCUCGGGACAAGAGGAAGACGUGGAGUCCCCUGACGAGGAGGAAGGGGCGCCCGAGCCAGAAACCGAACGGGAAGACACCCGUCCUGAGGCGAACGUAGCUGACGAAGGUGCUCCGGAGGAGCCGACCGAGGACGAGACAUUGACGUCUGCGCUCGCAGCAGACCAGCCUGACGUGUCCGGUGACACAUGGCCCUUAAGCUCGGGACAAGAGGAAGACGUGGAGUCCCCUGACGAGGAGGAAGUUUCAACGCAGUCAGAAAGUGCAGUGGAAUAUUAUACUGAAUACCUUGCAGAUGCUACUGAGGAACCAGCUGUGCAGGAGAAGAUCACAUUUGAUGAAGGAAUUUUAAUGUUUAUAUUAUUGUUUUGUAGCUUUUGUGUGAUUUUUGUUGUAUUAUAUAAAUCUACCCUUGAUGAGAUAUUGCGGGGUUAAUUGGUAUAUACUGCGUUGUAUCCAUUUGUUAAUUGUUUCCCCCUCAAUUCAUUAAACCCGUCUUUAUAGCUCAAAAAUAUGUGAUUUGUAUUUGUAUAGAUUGUGUUUGGGUUCUUAACCUACGUUUUCUCUUAUUUCAGAAGUAUUUGUCAUCCUGUUUCUAUGGGUUUUUUUUUUUAUAAUUGUAUAUGUUAAUUUUUACAGUGAUUUCGACAAAAAUAUUUGAUUAAAAGGAAUAGUGUGUUGGUUUUUGUUA